This is a messenger RNA of Exophiala oligosperma, 1677 nucleotides long. RefSeq lists its product as uncharacterized. The record is from RefSeq and is a predicted model, not a curated record. NCBI's taxonomy places the organism in Eukaryota, Fungi, Ascomycota, Eurotiomycetes, Chaetothyriales, Herpotrichiellaceae. Gene Ontology annotation, molecular function: phosphatidylinositol binding. The coding region runs from base 1 to 1677 and encodes 558 amino acids. The transcript is spliced from 2 exons.
AUGGCGCAAGCCUCGGACGCCAGAAGCACGACGUCUGCCACCAACAAUGCCACGGUCUGGGAAAAGACAAAAGGCUACUCGAGUACAGCCUAUGAAAAAGCCUUGAAACCCGGCUUCAACAAAGCCUACAACUUUGUCAACAAAUUGGAAAAGCCGGUCAACAAGUACACAAACAAGGUCGGGUCCGAAACAUUCUGGCCAACCUCACUAGACAAAGAGUCCGAAAAGGCCGCUCGCAUUCUUAGAGGGUUCUGCAAAGAUGGUUUUUACGAGCACAUAGAGGAGAGUGAAGCGAAAAAGAUAGAAGAGCGCAAUGCCACCGCAGAAGGAACCCCGCAGGGGAAACAAAGAGUACUACAAAAAAUCCCGGCAAAGGUGAUCAAGAACUGUGUCGGUCUUGCGAUAUUCACAACGAUGCGGACAGGAUGGCUGUUUGGCGGGUCUGGAGGCUCCGGUGUUCUGAUCGCCCGACACCCUGAAACGGGCGAAUGGGGUCCUCCGAGUGGUAUACAGACACAGAAUCUGUCCUUCGGAUUUCUCGCUGGUGUCGACAUCUAUGAUUCGGUGCUGGUAAUCAAUACACACAAGGCACUCGAGGCUUUUAUGAAGUUAAGAUGCACAUUGGGAACGGAAGUCGGUGUCGCCGCGGGGCCUGUCGGUAUGGGAGCCACCCUCGACACGGAAGUGACCAAAAGGCAGGCGCCCAUCUGGUCAUAUGUAAAGAGCCGUGGUCUUUACGCGGGCGUCGCUCUGGAAGGAAAUUUGGUGAUCGAAAGGACGGACGAGAAUGAGAGAUUCUAUGGCGAACGUGUCGGAGUCGCCGAUAUUUUGGUUGGCAAAGUUCGCUACCCACCAGUUGAAAAGUAUCAGGUUCUGCUGGACACCCUGAAAGCCGCGCAGGGUGACGAAAUUGAUCAAGCUCUGCUUCCAGAAGGAGUGGCCCCAAGUGAUAUGGAGCUUCUUGGAGAUGGCACCUUCGGUAUACCCGCAGAAGAUGAUCCCGACCCGUACGGCGUCAAAGCCCUCGAGGCCGAAGGUCUCACUAUCCGAGAAGCAGGCACUCACCAGCGACCCAGCGCCGAAGUCUUUGAGUUCAGGCCAUCGCCAACAAGCCCUAUAUAUUCACAUUUCUCCAGGAAGAGCGUUGAUGGGUCGAUUCGGAGUCGAACGUGGAGAGACAGCACUCACAGCUUAGCUAGCAUUGAUCGGGCAACGCAGACUGACGAGGAUGAGCCCAAGAGUGGGAGUCACAGCCCCAAAAGGGAGUCUAUGCGAAGCACCGAAACGUCAAUGAAGCACAGCCAAAGCGUCGACGACGAAACUGACGAACAUCAAGAGCAACCGGAAUCCUUCUCUGAUGUCGACUCAGAUGCCGAGAUACAUACUGCUGUACCAGUAGUGGCGCGAGCGAGAGUGGUUGAAGUACCCAAACGUGCACCACCCGCUCUACCUCCCAGAAAUCCUGGACGAGUAGCUUCGCCAACUUCACCCACGCCUCCUGCGGAUGGAUUUGACCGAAUCUCGUUGAACGACGCUACGGAAGAGAAGCACGAAGACUUACACAAGUUGUCACCUACCACCACACACGAAAAUACUGAACCGAGUUUUCAUUCGGUCCCAGUGACGCCUAAUGAGGAACGGAGAGAUUCCAGAGAUUUACCUGGAAGUUUCCAAUGA